CCCGCGUCCUCGCGUGUUUCGGUGCGUGUGUCCUACGAAGCGCACCGGCCCUACGAACUCCGCACCCGCAGGCCGCUGGGAGUUCCUCAGACGGCAGGCGGAAAACGGGCGAGGACGUGCACUAUGUGCACCGGGGCGCGGAUGAGAUCAUCCGCGCGGUGCAUGAGAUCAUCACGCCACGACCUUUCCCCGCGCGCGCACACAGCCGAGGACCAGGCGGGAGGGGUCCGGGGGCCGUAUCUGCCCUCGCAGCCUGGAGCCACUCGGAAAACGCCCCGCCUCCCCCUUCCGCCCGCCCCGCCCGAAAUGCCCCGGAAGUGCGUCUGCCCUCAGUAAAGAUGGAAGUAGCCUUUGACACAGGGAGGCGGGGCUGCGCGUGCGCAACAAGUCCGGCGGGGGAAAGAUGGCGGAUGACAAGGAUUCUCUGCCCAAGCUUAAGGACCUGACAUUUCUCAAGAAGCAGCUGGAGCGCCUACAGAAGCGUGUGGAGGAUGAAGUCAACAGUGGUGUAGGCCAGGAUGGCUCACUCUUGUCCUCCCCAUUCCUCAAGGGAUUCCUGGCAGGCUAUGUGGUGGCCAAAUUGAGGGCGUCAGCAGUGUUGGGCUUUGCGGUGGGCACUUGCACUGGCGUCUACGCAGCUCAGUCCUACGCUGUACCCAACGUGGAGAAGACGCUGAAGAACUACAUUAGGUCACUACGAAAGGGGCCUGACUAGACCCUCUGGGGAAGGCAGGAUGAGCGCCUUGGGCCUGCAGGUAGAGGCCUCUGUAUCACGGACGCUCUCUCUGGCUCCCCCUGCUGUUGUUCAUUUGCUGUCUCCACCUCUCCUGCCUCUUUCGUCCUUGCUUUUCUCCCAGCAGAGCGUGGGCAGUGGUUUGCCACCUGCACCCUGCACCCCUUCCCUCCCUAGUUCCGUGGGACUAACCCCCAAACGGCGGGACAUGAGCCCUCUCUUCAAGCCCUGACUGUGGAGUGUGUGACUGACUCUGAUCCUCAGUGUUCUCUCUGGUGAUGUCCCACAGUUCUGCCCUCGGUUUCCUUCCAGUGUGUCCCAGUUCCUCUGUCCCUUGCUAGCUACACAGGCCACCCAGGGUCUGGUGUGGGCCAUGAGUGUAGAAGAUGGGGGUAUGCCAGGCCUUGCCCGUCCAAGACAGGCUCGCUGGACCCUGAUGCUCUUCCUGUCCACUGCCAUGUAUGGUGCGCAUGCACCAUUCUUAGCACUGUGCCACGUGGAUGGCCGAGUGCCCUUCCGGCCCUCCUCAGCUGUGUUACUCACUGAGCUGACCAAACUACUCUUAUGCGCCUUCUCCCUCCUGGUGGGCUGGCAAACAUGGCCCCAGGGCACACCGCCCUGGCGCCAGGCUGCGCCUUUUGCACUCUCCGCCCUGCUCUAUGGCGCCAACAACAACCUGGUGAUCUAUCUGCAGCGUUACAUGGACCCCAGCACCUAUCAGGUGCUGAGCAAUCUCAAGAUUGGAAGCACAGCUCUGUUGUACUGCCUCUGCCUUGGGCAUCGCCUCUCGGCGCGUCAGGGGUUGGCACUGCUGCUGCUGAUGGCUGCAGGAGCCUGCUACGCAUCCGGCGGCUUUCAGGAACCUGCCGACACCCCUCCCGGCCCCCCGUCAGCAGCCGGAGCCCAGCCCAUGCCCUUGCACAUCACUCCACUGGGACUUGCGCUCCUCAUCUUGUACUGCCUCAUCUCCGGCCUGUCCUCGGUGUACACAGAACUGGUCAUGAAACGACAGCGGCUGCCCCUGGCUCUUCAGAACCUCUUCCUCUACACUUUCGGGGUGAUCCUGAACCUUGGACUCUAUGCGGGCAGUGGCCCGGGCCCAGGCUUCUUAGAGGGCUUCUCUGGAUGGGCGGUGCUUGUGGUGCUGAACCAGGCAGCAAAUGGACUGCUCAUGUCAGCUGUCAUGAAGCAUGGCAGCAGCAUCACGCGCCUCUUCGUCGUGUCCUGCUCCUUGGUGGUCAACGCCCUGCUCUCGGCUGCUCUGCUGCAGCUCCAGCUCACAGCCGUCUUCUUCCUGGCCACACUGCUCAUCGGCCUGGCUGUGUGCUUGUACUAUGGUGGCCCCUAAGGCCCUGACCGCCCCCACCCUCACUUGUGGCUGUGUAGAUUAGAUGCGGCCACCAGAGCCACCUCCCACGUCACCACCACACCCCGCCCCAGCAGCCCUGUACCAAGUGCCUUGUAAGGAAAGCUAAGGUGGCCAUGUUAGCCUUUGGAUGUUCAGGUGGGUGAGAGUUACCCCUAGGUGGCAUAAAGUGUGGGCUUGGUUAAGUAAACACCUAACUGCACCCCUGUAUUCCUUCAUACUGAAGAACUGGAAGCCCCAGACCCAGGCCUGGGCAGCUUGUCCCCGAGGAACCCUGCCUUGUCCUGCAUGAACAUGGCGACUUCAGGUCAAGUUUCGCUCUUCUCGCCUGUGUGGUCACUCCUGAAGACUCCCUGCCCCGAGGCUUGGUGCUGGCUCCUCCAGCCCAGCAUGACUUCCACAUCAGAUACAUUAGUUUGCCUGCUCCACAGCCUGUUCCUCUUACCCGGCCAUUAUUCUGGAAAGGUCAGAGAGGGCUGGGUCUUGACUCACUUCAGGGAACAUUGUCCCUGGGCCCUGGCUUAAGCCUACACUCCUGACCCCUGUGCUAACUCGGGGGCCCUGUUGGAGCCCACUUCACCUCUGAGGCACGUAGGAGGUACUGUUUUUCCCACUCUUGCCCCCUUCUAGUGGUGUCCCAGCUCCCAACAGCCAGGAAAGGCUCUGCAGAGUAACCAGGGACCAGGUACAGAAAACGUUUAUAGCUAAUCAGUGUCCAACUACUUAAGCAAUAAGGUCUUAAUAAAGUGUUCAGGUGUAGGGUGCUUCCUACAACCAUUCA
Peromyscus leucopus (white-footed mouse) is the source of this 2880-nucleotide messenger RNA. It is a transcript of the gene Slc35a4, whose product is annotated as solute carrier family 35 member A4. Gene Ontology annotation, molecular function: pyrimidine nucleotide-sugar transmembrane transporter activity. The transcript is spliced from 3 exons. NCBI's taxonomy places the organism in Eukaryota, Metazoa, Chordata, Mammalia, Rodentia, Cricetidae. Gene Ontology annotation, biological process: pyrimidine nucleotide-sugar transmembrane transport. Gene Ontology annotation, cellular component: Golgi membrane. The record is from RefSeq and is a predicted model, not a curated record. Bases 1107 to 2081 code for a protein of 324 amino acids.